GGCCGCAAUGCGAAGGUCGUGUCCGCCCCUCCAAUCAGGUGAAGGACCAUAUCGAUCCGAAACAAUGAGGCUUGUCCGAGAGUGAAGGCUGUCGUUCCGACACUGCCACAUGCGCUACCGUAGACAACAUUGGGUAGACCAUCAUGUUCCCUAAAGGGAGCAUAACCAAGAAUCCCCAGCUGCAGCAGGACAUUGAACGCUACAUGCGAUUGAGUGAUGGGGCCUCUCGGAUUUUGUCGAUUUCACAAAACCCGCUCCAAUGUCUCAAUGCAGCUAAAAUGCUGUUUGUCAGCAACGCACAGCUAUUAUCUUGCCUAAGACAAGUGCAACAGGAGAAAGUACGGGAUGCUUCGUCAACUGAUUCAACGGACCCGGACUUCCCACAUCAUACUUCUACUGCUAAGCUUGAGGACAAUGUUGCUGGAAAUGGCCAUCAUAUUUCCUCUGGACGAGCAAAAAUUUGUCUCUCCGACAUACGCAUCCCAUUGCUGUGGCGCGAUACGCCUCUCGGUACGGGGAUGCAGUUGCUCAUGAACCGAUUGUUUCCGUCCACCUCCAUCCUGUCCACUGGCAUCUUGGCUGGUUCCGGUGACAGCACGGACAAAUCGGAUUCGGGGGAUCAGUGCGAAGGAUACAGUGUUUUCUGUCUGGCUCAAGUGGGCAAUGUAAUCAAGGACACACAGCUUAUUUUUGACAUAAAACCGGGCACUACCGACAUCGAAUUCGAUGACAAACUGAUCUUCGACGACGUCACAGCGGAUUUUCGUUGCACAAUUGAAGUGUAUGCGUACCCGCGUUCCCCUUCCAAAGGCUCGUCGGCUUUCGCUCGUCGCCGGACCCUCUUGUUGGACAACCUGCGAAAAUCAUCUGAUCAUCCCGAAUCAGGCCCGAUCAGUGGUGCCAUCUCACAAAACUCAUCCAACUUCUUCGAGCUUGUUGGCCAUUGUGUUGCCACCUUGGCCGAUGUGGGGAGUCGAGUCCGAGCUCGCACACUGGAACUCGGCCCACAGUUACCGUGCACCUACACAAAUGAAGGCACUGGAACAAAUGCUUCCCCCAAGGUGGAGGAUUCGAACGGGUUUCCUGAUCCUCCAACUUUGUAUAGUCUUGAGCCCGGUUCCACAAAUUCAAGCGGAUCAGAUUUACCGUUGUUUGGAAGCAUUUGUUAUCGUUUGGUCGCCCAACCUAAUUCUGUGCUACGUCCACUGAUUUCAGGACUUUUGUGGAUCCGUCAGCUCACUACAUCUCCCGCGCAAGUUCCUGCACUUUUGCACUACUGUGAGCUGGGGGCCGGUCAGUUAUGGACUCGGUUGAUUCUUCAUACUCCGACGGCAGCAGACCAAGCUCAACGCAAUCCCCAGCAAACUGAUAUGCAGUCGAGCAAUGCGGACAGCGGUACGUUCAGCCUGAACUCGGCAUCCGUUGGCACACGAUCCGUUGUCCGACGCCGUAUUCGUCAUCGGAAAAGCCGCUCGGACUCAGAGGGACGGCUGACUCUUGCCAUCACCCCGAAAACACUCUUUUUGGACAAGGAACCUGUGUUGCGUGUUCUGAACAUACGAUUUCCCACCGUUUCACACUGCCACGCACCGUCGGAAAAGGCUUUGAGCCCAUGCACUAAAGUAACUAAAACGGAUACCAAACAGAGCUCAAGCGAAAUAUCCUCCUCUGUCUACGAUUCUCGAUGUGGUACUCAGCUCACGGAAUUGGAGGGGGUUCCCUCCUCUUCAUAUCAAUCGAUUUUCCGUAAGAAAUAUUCUUCACUUUCUCAUUGGCGGUCGGCUUCGAAUUUGCGAGGUGUGAACGAAUCAGCUACCUCUGCGGAGCCUCAUGCACCGUCUCGUUGGCGCUCUUCGGCUGCCAUUUUUGCCACAGCCUCCACAAACCGCAAAGUGAUUGAUAUGCUGGAUCCCUCCGUUCGUACGGAACAGCUUGAUGGCGAAACCUUGGAAAACUGCGGCAGCUGUCCUGAUUUUAGCCAAGGUCGUUGUAUGGAGCAUUUCACGCGGCACCGUACUAGAUCCGCUGGGCGCAGCCCUUCGCCCAACAUCUCCGACUUUGUCGAUUGCUUUAUCAACCGGUCGCCUGGCAAACACAGUCAGCCACGUACGCAUCACAACCGAUUCCGUCAUUCACGUUCCUUGGGUUCACUGGUCUCCUGUCCUAACUCAGGCGACGGGACUCACAACCGUACCUCUCUGCCAUCCGUUUGGUACGGACCGCCACAACGCUCUUCGAUCGACUCAGUCGCAAAAUCAGCGUUGUCUGAGCCAUUCGUAUUCCUUCCUCUGGAUGAUUUAGAUCAACCUUCCAUGGACCGGGCUGUCGAAGUCGGUUUGUACACUUUUCGAAUCGCGACGAGUUCGACAACUACGCAGUUUACCGGCACGGAAGUUUACGAGUUUGCCGUCCCUAAGCAUGAUAUACGCACGCUAACUUCAAGCGAUUCCUUCGUCAAUUCCGGACAAUCGCUACCUGAUAACCCCCUAUCUGAGCUGCAGCUUGCCACCCGUUGGAUAGACAUUCUUCAGCAGCAUGUGCUGGAGCAAAAGACCUGGGGUGCAGACGCUUUCUCCGAUAAAAUAGUCAUUCCUCGCUCGACAUCGACUGUCCACAAUGCUGUCGCACGACGCUCCAUAGCAUUUCCUACCGAGCAACCGGUGUCCUCUUUGAACAAGCUUUUCACCUCUCCUCCCCUUCCAACCUGCGUGGAAAUCAACUGA
Messenger RNA from Dicrocoelium dendriticum, 2723 nucleotides. The record is from the annotation of a GenBank genome assembly. Lineage: Eukaryota; Metazoa; Platyhelminthes; Trematoda; Plagiorchiida; Dicrocoeliidae.